AUGGACCAUUUUCAAGAUAUUUUUGAACCCGCUUGGGUUAGAAAUGCUCACGUUGGGGGUCUACUCCUGUUCCAUGUUCUCGGCACCUAUCUCCUUAUGAGUGUGAAUCGAUUCGAAGAGGAACGAACGACUCAUCGGACUAUAAUUCAUUCCCUGACCAAAUUCCUCCACCUACUCCCCAUAAUUCACAACAUGACUCGAUUCAACAUCGAUGUGGCUCGAGUUCUUUUUGGACCACUUCCUGACUUGUUGUGCAUGACCUCGAUUUUCUCGAAUAUGUUCAUCUCGAUCGUGGCUUUACUGGCCUUCAACGAGAUCAUGGUGCUCCGAUAUCUCUAUAUUUGCGUGUGGAAGCACGUGGGAAAGCUUAAUGACGAGUUCUUCUCGGUGUUCCUAACCUUGGCCAAUGUGGGCCUAGCAGGAUUAUUUUCGUUGAUGGCCAUGGCGUCGCAGAAUUACUACGUGUUCCAUUAUGGUGUCUGCAAGGGUGAGGAUCCCACUAUCUUUGUCACUAAAUUUUCUCCUUUCCCAACCACGCUAAGAAUGCCGGUUAUUCUGUGCAUCUCGACCGGUUUUGUGCAUUGUGUCCUUUACACCAAAAUCGUCAAAGUCAAAGUAAAAAUCAUGAGCCCAUCACCAACCACUAGUCUUCCUCUUGACCGAACUCUCCCGAUGUGGUGGGCAAAUGAGAUCACGAACAGCUCUGGUCAUCAUCAAAUCAUCAAAGAGGUGGGACAAAAUGUGCUCAUGGUACUUUUGAUCUUGGCAUCCUUGCUUCCAGGACUGAUUGCGAGACAGUUAAAUCCCAAACAAGAUCUAUAUCAAAAGACCUCGAUUCGGUUGCUCAUAAUUUCUCCAAGUUUUGUGGUACCACUCGUUCAUAGUCUCAUUUUUCCCAUGACAUAUAUCCUGCGCCAUCCCCAGUUUCUCAACAGGUGUCUUGGACUCCUUUGGUACUAA
Molecule: messenger RNA, 960 nt
Organism: Tigriopus californicus
Lineage: Eukaryota; Metazoa; Arthropoda; Copepoda; Harpacticoida; Harpacticidae
Exons: 2
Coding region: 1-960 (319 amino acids)
Source: RefSeq, a predicted model, not a curated record